AUGUAAAAAAAGGUUGUUGUUAUUAACAUGGCUGAUGAUGAUAGUUCUGAUGAUGAAAUGUAUAAUUCAUCUGACACACUUAGAGGAUAGGUGAGAAAUAGCAUCAAUAUCUAAUUCAGACGUGAGAAAUCUAGGAAUACAUCAAGCUCACUUUCAAGAACAUCUUCAAGUAUUUAGAGAGAUGCCUAAAUAUUCUAGAGUCUCGAUAAUGCAAGACCUUAAAAUUAUAAAAGUGGGUUUAAGGUUCGCCCAUUGAAGAAAAAUAUGGCUUAAUCAAUAAGAGUUGCAUCAUAAAUGAGCUGCGAGAGCAGACUUUCUUAAGAAAUAAAAGAGGGUCUAAUCAGAGCUCUUGAUGAGCUGAACUAAGACGUAAGAAGCUUAAAAGCAAAAAUUGUAGACAAGAAGUAAAAGUUUAGACGAGUGGUCAAAAGGAUAAUUCAUGAUUUUAGAAUUAGAAGGAUAAGAGAAAGAUAUGUAGAUUUAUGUGAAGAAGAGAGCAACAAUUUUAACAAGCAACUAGCAUCUAUUGCAAUAUAAAGAUGGUUUAGGAUGAUAAUGGAUAGAAAGAAAAUUCCUUUCAGAAUUCUUAAAAGAACUUUCAAACAAAAGUACAAUGAUGGCAUCUAUUUAGGAUGGAAAACCAGAAAAAUAUUUAGAAGACCAGAUAUUAGAUCUCAAAUACUCUAGAUAAAAUAUUUAUAAACUCAGUUAAUGUAUGGUGAAUAGCUCUGCAACUCAAAAACACUGCUAGAGUUGAAAGUCAAACUAAUCAAUAAUAUAUAUCAUUAAUUAACUCCCUAGUCAGUUAUUCCCAAAUAAGAGGUUGACUUUAUUACAAGAUAAAUUAAUGUUUCUGAUGAAGUACUAUAAUCAAUCGAGAGUAACAGAUUUGAUAAUAAAUAGAUCUAUAAAUAUCUAAGCGAAUUCGAUAAUUUAUUACCUCCUGCAGAAAAAAGAAGGAGCCAUCUAGAUGAUAAUCUUAAACCCAUCCUUGAUAACUAUGAAACUUUCAAUAGAUAAAAGACUUAAGAAACAGCUUAAUUUAUAAAGUAAUAAAAGGAACCUUUUUACGAAGAAGGAGAAUAUCAAAAUACUACUGAUAAUAAAAAGUUUAAUAUUUAGCCUAUAUCCGCCUUUGAAAACUUCACCGAUACCAACUAUAAUACUCUAUCUACACACAAUCAAUAAGAUUUAUAAGAUUCAACUCAUUAAUUCUGUAACCUUGAUUACUUUAGGAUAGAUUCAAGCGAGAUGGGAAUCCUUGAUAUUUAAAACAUUAACUUCGACUGCAGUGUUUAAGAAUCAUACAAUAUUGUGAUUGAAAAUAACAAUCAAUUGCUUGACGAUACUUUCAGUGAGAAAUCUGAAGCAGUACCAGUCUAUUUUAAAAACAGCAACAAGUCUUCAAAUAUUCAUGACUAGAAAUUAAAUAAAUGCAAGGAAGAAAUUCUAAACGAGACUUUUGAAUCUAACAAUAAUAAAAGCAUUGACUCAACAAGUUCAUAAGUGUAGUAAAGAAGACUAUAGAGCUUGAAAAAGUAGUAUUGCAAAAAUACUGGAACUCCUAUACACAGUCAUAACUUAUUGAUUCAAAGGCAAACACCAAGAGUUCAAAAUAACUACUCACCCAGCAAAAAGAGCAAAGCAUUUGAAAUGAAAAGAGGGCUAAUGAUUUAAAGCUCAGCAGGGAAGAACUAAAUAAUCAAUAUUGAGAGCAAAAAACUAAUUUAAAAUAAUACAAGUAGUCCUAUAAACUUUAAAAGUAGAAAAGACUAAAAUGAAGAGAGGAAAAAGAAGAGAAAAACUACUGUUGACAACUUAAUUAAAUUUUAUGAGGAACUUGAAACACAAGCUCAUUCAUAAAAUGACUCAUUUGAUGAAGAUCAAAAGGAGGAGUUACAAAUGAAGUUAGAAAAAAUGUUCAUUUAGUUAAGAGGGUGCUUUAAUGAUAUUGUUAAUACAAAGAAAUGA
This is a messenger RNA of Stylonychia lemnae, 1971 nucleotides long. NCBI's taxonomy places the organism in Eukaryota, Ciliophora, Spirotrichea, Sporadotrichida, Oxytrichidae. The record is from the annotation of a GenBank genome assembly.